This is a messenger RNA of Erythranthe guttata (spotted monkey flower), 879 nucleotides long. NCBI's taxonomy places the organism in Eukaryota, Viridiplantae, Streptophyta, Magnoliopsida, Lamiales, Phrymaceae. The record is from RefSeq and is a predicted model, not a curated record.
AUGGUAUUUGAUAACCCAGAAGAUGCUCAAACCUUUUAUACGAGAUAUGCAAGACGUGUUGGAUUUGGUAUCAGAAAAAAUCACAAGCGAUUGUCACAAUCGGAUAAGUUAUUGAUUGGUGUGGAUUAUACAUUCUCUAGAGAAGAACAACCUAAGCAAAGUAAUGAAGGAAAAACUAAAAGUUCGAAAACAAAUCAAUCAGAGACAAAAAUAGGAUGUAAAGCAAUGAUGAGUGUGAGUUUAAGACGAGAAGAGGAAAAGUGGGUUGUAACUAGAUUUGUUACGUAUCAUAAUCAUGAAUUAUACACUCCAAGAACUACAAGUUUACUUCGAGGACAUAGAAAAAUCACACCAGCUCAAAAGAAUCUUAUAAAUGUGCUUAAUGAGUCUGGAAUUCCUGCAACAAAGAUAAUGUCUGUGUUGAGUCAUGGAUCAGGAGGGGAGAGUAAUGUUGGUUGCGCUUUGAUUGAUGUUCAGAAUCAUAUAGGUAAUAAAAGAAGGGAGCUUCUGAAAGAAGGGGACGCUCAGAGGAUGCAUAAUUACUUUAUGGAGUGUCAAUCAAAAAAUCCAGGUUUUGUUUAUUCAAUUCAGUUGGAUGAUAAUAAUCGUAUGGGAAAUUUUUUUUGGGCAAAUACGAGGUCACGAUUAGCAUAUCAAUAUUUUGGUGAUGUGGUUACUUUUGAUGCUACAUAUUUGACUAAUCAUUAUAGCAUGCCUUUUGUUCCUUUUACUGGAGUUAAUCACCAUCAUCAAUCAGUUAUGUUUGGGUGUGCUUUGCUUGUCAAUGAAACAACAAGUUCAUAUGUAUGGUUGUUAAGAACGUGGCUUGAAGCAAUGUUUGGUCGUGCUUCCUCUGUAAUCAUUAUUGAUGAAGAUUAA